AUGGAUACGAAACGGCCUGAAGACGCGUACGAGGACGAGAAGUCUGCACCCUCCACAGGUAGCGCAACGCACGGCCGGGCUUUCGACAAGGAUGCGGUGGAUACAGCUGCCGCGUUGACGGCCGGUGCGGACUUGAAUGUCGAUCCGGCAGCCGCCGCGAAGUUAAGGAGAAAGAUUGACCUUCACCUAAUGCCUCUGAUGUGCUUGAUGUACCUCAUGACUUUCGUGGACAAAACGACACUCGGUCAGAGCGCUACGCUGGGCAUCAUCAAAGGAGCGCAUCUUGACCAGAAUCAAUUCAACUGGCUGGGCACUGUCUUCUACAUCUCAUAUUUGGUCUUCCAGUACCCGCAAAACUGGGCUCUUCAGCGCUUCCCGGUUGCGAAGUGGAUGACGAUCAACGUCUUUCUGUGGGCAGUCAUUCUGCUGUGCCACGCAGCAUGCCACUCUUUCGGUGGAUUGCUGGCGGUCAGACUGCUUCUCGGCAUCUGUGAAGGCGCUAUCACCCCCGGCUUCCUUCUGGUCACUUCCAUGUUCUACACUCGUGAAGAGCAGACGCGACGAGUUGGUUAUUGGUUCCUCAUGAACGGUCUUGCGAUCAUUUUUCUGGGCUUCGUUGCCUUCGGACUCUUGCACACCAGUACCGGCGACUUCUUGCCCUGGCAAUGGCUUAUGAUUGUAACCGGGCUCAUCACGCUCGUCAUAUCGGCCCUCUUCUGGUUCUUAUUCCCCGACAGCCCCACAACUGCAUGGUUCUUGACACACGAGGAGAGGGUCCUAGCCGUACAGCGUCUCAGAGUCAACCAGACAGGUGUCGAAAACAAAACUUUCAAGCGCGCCCAGUUCGUCGAGGCGCUGAAGGAUCCAAAGACUUGGAUGCUAGCGCUGUUCUCCGCCCUAUUCAACCUCGUCAACUCCUUGACUAAUCAACGUCAAAUCAUCGUCAGCCAGUUCGGGUUUACCCCCAUUCAGACAACCCUCAUUGGCUGCGUUGAUGGCCUCGUUGAGAUCAUCGUGAUCGGUACAGCCGUGGUUCUCGCCUCAUACUGGCGCAAUGGGCGUGUCUGGACGUCACUCAUCUAUUUCGGCAUCGCCAUCCUUGGUGCCAUCCUAGUCACCACGCUCUCUAGCCACAAGCGUGUCGGACUCCUGUUCUCUUACUGGCUAUCCAUCAGCGCAUUCGCGCCCUUCACCAUCUUCCUGGCUUGGGUGAAUGUCAUCACGGCAGGUCACACAAAGAAGACGACGACAAAUGCUAUCGUCCUUGCCGCUUAUGGUCUGGGCAACGCAGUAGGCCCUCAGAUGUGGAAGGCUCGCUACCAGCCACGAAACGACGUUCCGUGGGGCAUCCUAGCAGGAUCCAUGUUCCUUUGCUGCAUCAUCAUGCUCGCUACCCGCCAGUACCUUGUUCGUGAGAACCGCCUACGCGCGGCAUCGGCAACGUCGCAAGACGAUCUACAGGAUGCAUACAUCCGUGAAGAGAAUCCGCAGGGUAUCACGGAGACGCGGCAUGUUGACAAGGCGUUCCUCGACCUCACCGAUAGGCAGAACAAAGAGUUCGUUUACGUUCUGUAG
Peniophora sp. CBMAI 1063 is the source of this 1575-nucleotide messenger RNA. The record is from the annotation of a GenBank genome assembly. NCBI's taxonomy places the organism in Eukaryota, Fungi, Basidiomycota, Agaricomycetes, Russulales, Peniophoraceae.